UCUUCACAACUCACAAAGAAGCUCGAAUAUCAAAAAUUAAAAAUCACUUGCUGUUUACCCGGAACAUACAAAGAAAGUUUAAGACGUGAAUUGCAGUAAAGGUGUAACAUAAAAACACUGCGAAAUAAUUUGUCAAUAAAUGGGUGUGUGAUAUUGUUUAAAAGUCAAAUAAAAAACAUGACGAAAAGAAACAAUAUAGACUUUUCUUUGUUAAAAUUUGAACAAUUGCAUUUGCUAUCAAAAGAAAGUUGAGUUAAAAAAGUAUGCUUGCAUUUUUGAUAUUGAAAGAUUUGAAUAGCUCAUUAUUUGACAAAGUGUUUGAAUAUUUAAAAUAUCCUAAAAUAUAUUUAAGUCAUGGAUGACAAAAAAUACAAAGAUAUCUUGCUGAAAAUUGCAGUUAAUUUGUUGGAUAGAGAUGUUGAAGCAAUUAAGUUUUAUUAUUCAAAACAGAUUGGUGAUGCUGAUCUUGAAAGGAUUACAACUCCGUUCAAAUUAAUUCAAAUUUUAGAACAGCGUAUGCUUUUAGGGAUCGAUAAUUACAGUUCUUUUGUAGAGGUGCUUACAAAAAUUGGAAGGAAUGACUUAGUUAUUUAUUUCUUUGAUAUUUCAAGUUCACCAAACAAAGAUUCCACUGUUUCUUCCAGUAAAGAUUUGUCAAGGUCGUCUGCAAUAUUGAAAAAGUAUUAUCAAAAAUAUUAUUGGAAAAUUAAUGAACUUCAACCACUAAUAAAAGCACCUGUAGAUGUUGAUCUAAAUCAAAAAUUUGUUGAUCUAUGUAUUGUUGAUGCAGUGAAUGCUCAAGUGGAACGCUCAAAGGAUGCUGUUCUAAGUGUUGAACGAAAGAAAUUCCUUGAAAAACAAAUGAAUUAUACACCAAUAAAAUAUAGUGAAAUAUUUACGAAAGAAAAAUCAGUCUUAUUAAUAUCUGGAAUAGCUGGUAUUGGGAAAACAUGGUUACUUAGAAAAUGUUUGCUUGAUUGGUCAAAUGGUUUAAUUUGGAAAAAUAUUGAACUUAUUUUUUAUUUGGAAUGCAGGAGACUUAAUCAAUAUUCAAAUAUUUCUAAUAUAAAUGAAUUACUAAAUGUUUUUUACAAAGAUAUUGUAAACGACUUUAAUAUAAAUAGUCACACUGCACUGUUUAUAAUUGAUGGGUUAGAUGAGUUUAAAUAUUUCAAUGAGUUAUUAAAUCCAAGUUUGACAUGUAACUACCCGAUUGUUAAUGUUUUAGCAGAAAUUCUAAAGUACAAUCAUGUAAUUGCUGGUAGAGUUUAUGCAAUAGAUCAAUACCAAAGUAUAUCUACAGAAUAUAGUGAUAAGUUGACUGUUCAAAUAAUGGGGUUUAAUGAAAAUGGAAUUAAUAAUUAUGUAGAAAACCAUGUUAUGGAAGAAAAAAAAAAAAUUAUAAAAGCAAUUUUAAAAGAAUCUUCAAUUGCAAAAGCCAUGGCAUCUGUUCCUUUUUAUUUAUCUUCAAUGUGUAAAAUUAUAAGUGAUUCAAAAGAUAUGGAUUUAAUUUCUUUCUUAACAAUGACAGAUUUGUAUGCAAAUAUUUUUUUGUACUUUAUACGAAAACACAUCAUUAAAAACAACAAAUUGGUACAUGAGAUAAUAGAAGACAGCUCCAAUAAAAGAUAUAUUUUAAAUAUAUGUAAAAUUGCAUAUGAAAUGUUUGUGAACAAUAAAAUAGUUUUUUCCAAAAAAGAAGUUUAUGCUUUUAUAGGUGACUUUGAUAAAAAUGAAGAUAAGUAUUUUGGUUUUAUAGAAAAGAUUGAAACAGACCUUGGUAGUUAUUAUCAAUUCGCACAUUUGACAAUAAUGGAGUUUUGUGCAUCUGUUUAUGCAUAUAAUUAUUUAAGUAGUGAUGAGAUUAUGGUCAAUGAGAGGCUGAAGAGUUGUUUAUCAAUGAUUUGUGGAUUAGCCAAUAAAAACCAAAACAGUUUAAUAAAGUUUCUUGUUAACCUGAAUCCUUCAACAAAAUCCAGUGAAGAAUCUUUAAUUUUGUAUUCUGUUUUGG
Molecule: messenger RNA, 2011 nt
Organism: Hydra vulgaris (swiftwater hydra)
Lineage: Eukaryota; Metazoa; Cnidaria; Hydrozoa; Anthoathecata; Hydridae
Product: NACHT, LRR and PYD domains-containing protein 3
Biological process (GO): regulation of apoptotic process
Cellular component (GO): cytoplasm
Molecular function (GO): protein binding
Source: RefSeq, a predicted model, not a curated record